CCUUCCAAUGAAAAUCUCGUUAGACUCUUCUAUUUUCCGGGACGGGGGUUGCUAGAGUUUAGAAUGCGCAUGCGUUUAAUGAAUAUGUAUGAUAAGAAUUGGCGCCUUCUGUGGGAAGUAAUUCAGGAUGUUAGAACAGGAAAAAACGGAACUCUUUGAGAUCAGUGAUAUAAGUGAUACAUACAUGACCAAAGAUACAAGCAAAGAAAAAGAAUUACUUACAACAGUAGUAGAAGAAAGCUUUGGUCCCAGGAAAGAGCCUGAAGCCAACGUUGAAAGUCCAGUAAAAGGUAAUCAGCAGGAAGCAGCAGUACCUUUAGAAUUUCCAGUGUAUCAUCAAGCACUUCCAGAAGGAUGGGAGAAGAUAAUAAAGCAAAGACGAAAUGGUAGAACUGCAGGAAAAUAUGAUGUUUGCUUUGUCAGUCCUCAGGGACUGAAGUUCAGAUCCAAACGUGCUCUUUUGAAUUACUUUAAAGAGAACAGAGAAAUUAUUCUUACAGCAGAGGAUUUUGAUUUUACUGCAUCUGUUCAGAAGAAUACACAGUUCAGAACCCAAAGAUCUUCUACCAGAAAUGGAGGUACAGAAGUUGAGAGUUGCAUUUCUAGGAGUCCAGUUUCCCUCCCGGGAUUAGAAAACAGUGAAGGAGAUUAUAGACCUUCUCUACAAAAUAACUUGGAACUUCAAUCCAAUAUUAGAGAACCAGAAAAUCCUGCUACCUGUUUGCAGGAUGAGCCCACUACUGGAGAUAAUUCUAAGCGUUGUUUUUUCCAAAGUGAUAAAAGCAGUACUGUUACAAGGAAGAUUCAAAUUAGAAAACCUAAAAACUGUUUUGAAAUAAGGAAUUUCACUGAUGGUCAAAACAAAAUACAGAGCAUAUCAUCGUGUAAAGAACAGACAGAAAACAGUAAACAUGCCAUGCGUGAGAAUGACAUGUGUGUACUUAAUAGUGAUGCCAGUGACAACAAAGUAUGCCGAAGAAGCUCAAGGAAAAGGAAGAUAUGCUUUAAGGAUGAACUGUUGUUUGAACCAAAAACAGAGCAGAAUGACAAGCAGAUUGUAGCUUUCUUAAAACACCAGACAAGCAGGGAAAUGUUAGAAUGUAACGAGAGUUCUAGUAGCAGAGACACUGCAGCUGCUAAUAAAAACCUUUCAGUAGUGGAAAUGCAAAGAAACUGGAUGACUUCAGAGAGUCAAAGUGAACCGAGCGCUUCCACUACGGAUGUUGCUGUUCCCCAGAUGUGUGAGGAGGGACAUUUUACAGCAGUGAAAGAGAACCAUACUCAAAGAACCCAAGUGGAAAGGAGGAAAACCAGUCCAUAUUUUUCCAGAAAAUUAAUUAAAGGAGCUCCAAGUCCACCAAGAAGGAAAGCCUUUAGGAAAUGGACUCCACCUCGCUCUCCUUUUAAUCUGGUUCAGGAAACACUGUUCCAUGAUCCAUGGAAACUUCUGAUUGCAACCAUUUUUCUGAACAAAACCUCAGGAAAGAUGGCUAUCCCUGUGCUGUGGGAAUUUUUUAAGAAAUAUCCUUCACCAAAUGUAGCAAGAAUUGCCAACUGGAAAGAGAUGUCAGAAUUGCUUAAACCUCUUGGUCUAUAUGAACUCAGAGCAAAGACCAUUGUCAAAUUCUCAGGUGAAUAUUUGGUUAAGCAGUGGAAAUAUCCUAUUGAAUUACAUGGGAUUGGAAAAUACGGAAAUGAUUCUUAUAGAAUCUUCUGUGUCAAUGAAUGGAAAGAGGUACAGCCGCAAGACCAUAAACUGAACAUUUAUCAUUCCUGGCUGUGGGAAAAUCAUGAGAAAUUAAAUCUUAAUUAUUAGCUCUCUAUAAUCUCUUGGCAUCUCCUUUCUCAUUUUUAAACUGCUUUUUUUCCUAUCUCAUUUGGAUACUAUAAAUAUAAAUGUUCUUUUUAUAUGCCUGUUUAGAAUCUAUUAAAUGCC
This is a messenger RNA of Candoia aspera, 1936 nucleotides long. It is a transcript of the gene MBD4, whose product is annotated as methyl-CpG binding domain 4, DNA glycosylase. The transcript has 8 exons. Gene Ontology annotation, biological process: DNA repair. Gene Ontology annotation, cellular component: nucleus. The coding region runs from base 128 to 1816 and encodes 562 amino acids. Gene Ontology annotation, molecular function: DNA binding; pyrimidine-specific mismatch base pair DNA N-glycosylase activity. Lineage: Eukaryota; Metazoa; Chordata; Lepidosauria; Squamata; Candoiidae. The record is from RefSeq and is a predicted model, not a curated record.